UUGAAGGUGAGAGUAGUCUUACAUCCAGUUAGCUUGCUGCUCAGGUGACAACUCCCAGCUGCUACAGCCGUCUUUAAAAGAAGACAUGUCGGUGUUUUGUGACGUGCAGCAAGCAGCCCCCGUUGCUGUCUUUAAACUUACGCAGGACUUCAAUAACGACGAGUUUCCAAAUAAGGUGAACCUCGGAGUGGGAGCGUACAGGACCAAUGAAGGCAAGCCGUGGGUUUUACCGGUGGUGAAAAAGGUGGAGAAGCUUAUCGUUCACGACGACAGGCUAAACCACGAGUACCUGCCCAUCCUGGGCCUCCCUGAGUUCAGAUCGUCCUCCUCCAAGAUCGUACUGGGAGAUGACAGCCCUGCCAUUCGGGAGGACAGGGUGGGCGGUGUCCAGUGUCUCGGUGGUACCGGUGCAUUGAAGAUUGGUGCAGAGUUCUUGAGACGAUUCUACAAUGGGAACAACAACACUAAAACACCAGUCUACGUGUCUGCACCUACUUGGGAAAAUCACAACGCCUUGUUCAACAGUGCUGGUUUUGAGGAUGUGCGCCCAUACAAAUACUGGGACGCAGAGAAGAGAGGUCUCGAUUUGUCAGGUUUCCUCAGGGACUUGGAGAGUUGUCCAGAGCGCUCCAUCUUUGUCCUACAUGCUUGUGCCCAUAAUCCCACUGGAACGGACCCCACACAGGAGCAAUGGAAGCAAAUAGCUGAAGUCAUGAUGAGGCGAAAACUGUUUGUGUUCUUUGACUCGGCCUAUCAGGGAUUUGCCUCGGGUAACCUUGACAAAGACGCUUGGGCUGUCCGCUACUUUGUCUCCAUGGGCAUUGAAAUGUUCUGUGCUCAGUCUUUCUCAAAGAACUUCGGACUCUAUAAUGAGCGUGUGGGUAACCUGACAAUCGUGGCACGGGAUGCAGAUAACCUGAAGAGAGUUCUCUCCCAGAUGGAGAAGAUUGUCAGGACCACCUGGUCCAACCCACCCUCUCAGGGUGCUCGUAUUGUUGCAGUCACGCUUAACUCACCGGAGCUAUUUUCUGAGUGGAAGGAGAAUGUGAAGACAAUGGCUGACAGAGUCUUACUGAUGAGGGCUCAGCUUAAAGCCAAGCUCCAGUCUCUGGGAACUCCAGGGACCUGGGACCACAUCACAGACCAGAUCGGCAUGUUCAGCUUCACAGGCCUCAACUCUAAACAAGUAGAAUACAUGGUGAAGGAGAAGCACAUCUAUUUAAUGGCCAGUGGUCGCAUCAACAUGUGUGGUUUGACCAGCAAGAACAUCGACUAUGUAGCGGAGUCCAUCUAUGAAGCUGUUACUAAGGUGCAGUAGGAUCACCUCACAGCUCUCAGCACUUCCAGAGAUGGCAAAUCUCUGUGGUUGUCCCGCAGAUUUUUUUUAUCUGUAACAAAAUGAGAAUUUUCUUUCUGAAUUUUAAUUUACUGUGUUAAAAUAAGUUACGCAACUCCUGAAUAGGAAUGCUACUGUGCAGAUAGUUUUUAUGCUUUCAUAAAACAUAAUGUUGUUAUAAAUCAUGUUCUUUGUUUUUUUCCUCGUGUUAAUUUUAUUGUUUGUCUUUAUGUCAUUGGAAAAGUCUUUAAGAGAGACAACUUGCCUGUGCUUUAUCACAAUUUCUUGAGCUUCCUUCUUCAAGUGUAAAAAGGUUAAAGCAAUACAAUAUUGAGGAUUCUUAAAAGGACCAAUUUAAUUUAUAAUUCAGCCAUUAAGAACGACUGAUGUAAAAUUAUAGCUGGAUGAAACUUCAACUAUUGUUCUCAGGAAUGUAUUUCACUUUUAACUAUGUAAUUUAUUAAUACCCUGUGGAAGUAUAACUAUUUUCUUGUUUAAAACCUGUGUAUGUGUGUGUAGUAUUUCUUUCUAGCUCCAGUCAGCAUAAGCCGCAUCGAUCACUCUUGACGGGUGUCACAACUUCAGAGAAAUGUGUGCUCAGUCCUGCAGGCUCUGUCUUGAUAUUUCCGAUCCUGUCAGGUUCCUGCCGGUUAUUGUUGACCCUUCUUAGCUCCGACUAGUUCUUGUGUAAGAGUUGUUGCUCGGAAAAAAAAAAAAAAACAAACACUAAUGAUCAACCAGCCUGCUAUCACAUCUCUAUGUACAGAACACUUACAAACAGACUGAUAAGCAAUUUAAUUGAGGCUGAAAGAGUUGAUUGGAAGGUUAUUUCCAAUAAAGACUUAUGAGUAUUAUGUUUGUAUUGUUUCUAAAUCAGUUGAUGAGGGUUAUCUUUACAACCUUCCUGUACAUCAUGUUAAAAAUAUUGCAAAGUUUGCAUAUCAUAAAAAUUUAGGAAAUUAAAUUGAUAAUGCUAAACAACGGGAACAAAACAAACAAUGCAGGAGUAACAGAUUAGUAAAUUUAUUAAUAUAAUCUUUCAUUUAGAUCAAAUGAUAUGUUUCUUUACAUCGUCAUAUAGUCAUUUGGAUUUUACAUAGCAAAACCUAACUUUCAUUCUUUUUUUAAUCCAAAACAUUUUUACCAGUCCCAACAAAUCUAUAAAUUCUCUAAAAGCAUUUUACGCCACGUUCAAAUCCUCUCUGUCUGAGUCAGCUGUCGGAUCAGGACACUUUUACCCCCGAGUAUCCUGCGCUUGCCAGAUCACUCCGAGUAGCUUAGCUGUGCAGGAUCCUUUGUACUUACACUGUUGUCCCAGGCAGAAUGAAUUAAAUCAGGGAGCGUCUCCAAACAUCUCCUGCGUUUGAAGAGGGUGAACAGGGGGGGCGUUGACUUGACGUCAGUGUGGAUUCAAUUGCUUCCGUCACUGAAAUCUCUGCCUGUGCUCUGUUUGGCAGUGAUCCUGGCACAAUUUCAAAAUACAGAUCAGCAAAUAUCAAACCUAAAUCUGCUCUUAUUUAAAAAAAAAAAAACAUACCAUUUCAUUAUUGCAGUAAUGUAGGAUUAUCUGAGUAAGUUCACUGGCAUGUCUUUCAAAUGACCUCUGUCCUCCUGUGCCUUAUUAUGAGCUCCUAAAGAAGCCUUUUCAUUAAAGUUUCUCUAUUAUAUGAAGGUAUUUUGUGUUAAAUGUUAGCCUGCAGUGUUUGUCAGACUUAUAAAAUCUACUUAGACUAACUGCAGACUUCACUUUCACAGGGAGGUUAGUUUCUUUUUACAUUAACAUGCAUAAGAGAAACAGGACCUUUGCAGGGUUACAGUACAAGGAGCAGAAACAAACAUGCAAGUAUACAGUCACUUCCAAAUGUAUUCAUACCUCUUUGCCCAUGCUCUGUCAUGUUACAACCACAGACUUCAAUAUAAUUUAUUAUUUUUUUUCACAAAGUAAUUUUUCACCUCAUAAUUGUGAAGUAAGAGGAAAUUUGUUUUUCAGUCAGUUUUUAAAGAAAUAUAUACGGACAAUAACAACCAGUUGCAUUCAAUCAACUUUAUUUUGAUACUAUUAAAUAAAUCCAGUCUAACUAAUUACCUUAAUUGGUCACCAUAUACAUUUGUAAAAAUAAAAAAAUAACAUUCAGUCUGAAACUUCAUAGUUGUGCACUUCUUUGAGUUGCACUAUCAAAUAAAAUCUGAACAGGUUCUGGUUGUGACAUAUUAAACUAUAUUCAAGGGGUGUGAAUACAUUUGAUAGCACUGCAGCAGCUAUCUGUUUGAAUCCCCAGAUCCAGAGAUCCCUAAUCCCUACACCCUUUGAGCUUAUUAUUUAGCUGGUGUAUACAGCUUUAGUGACUGGCACAGAUAAAAAACAAUAUUGAUAUCUAAAGCUUCCCUACAUUUGGCUAUAAGCAGGUGAUAAAAUUCCCAAGACUCAGUUUUACUGGAUGCGAUCAAGUCAGUAGAAAGUUGAGGAUGUUUGUUGGGUAGAAGUAUUGCAGUUGUGCCCAUUUGGCUACUUGUUGACAGCCGGGAAUGUUUUGACGGGAAACGUAGAUAUAGUGUUUAUGUAGAAAAAGCAUUUCAGUUAGAAGACAGCAUCUGGAAAAGGAUGUAAUGUGCUCAUGAAUCUAGGCAAUUAAAGCAUUUUUUUAUGA
Xiphophorus hellerii (green swordtail) is the source of this 3984-nucleotide messenger RNA. It is a transcript of the gene got1, whose product is annotated as glutamic-oxaloacetic transaminase 1, soluble. The record is from RefSeq and is a predicted model, not a curated record. Bases 86 to 1318 code for a protein of 410 amino acids. The transcript has 9 exons. Gene Ontology annotation, molecular function: L-aspartate:2-oxoglutarate transaminase activity; pyridoxal phosphate binding. Gene Ontology annotation, biological process: L-aspartate biosynthetic process. NCBI's taxonomy places the organism in Eukaryota, Metazoa, Chordata, Actinopteri, Cyprinodontiformes, Poeciliidae. Gene Ontology annotation, cellular component: cytosol.